This is a messenger RNA of Paramecium tetraurelia, 2325 nucleotides long. RefSeq lists its product as uncharacterized. Gene Ontology annotation, molecular function: zinc ion binding; metallocarboxypeptidase activity. The record is from RefSeq and is a predicted model, not a curated record. The transcript is spliced from 7 exons. Gene Ontology annotation, biological process: proteolysis; protein side chain deglutamylation. Lineage: Eukaryota; Ciliophora; Oligohymenophorea; Peniculida; Parameciidae.
AUGAAUUCCAACAAUAAUUAAAACAAUGACAGUUCGAGUGAGGAUGAUCUUUAAGUGUACGAGACACUCACCAAACUGGCACCCCCGAAUGAACUAUUGCCUCGUAAAUUGACAAUUGACAUAGAUGUUAAAUCCUUAUAUCCUCUCAAACCGCUCCCUCAAUUUUGCAAAACCUAUACAACCUUUUUUGAGGAGUCCCUGUAACGAGAAUGUUCGAUUCCUGACAUUUAGGUGACUGAUGAGAAUAGGACACUCCUAGAUUAUUACGAAGAAAAUAAACAGAACUUAGUAUACAAACGAUUCGACCAGUUGGAUUUAGGCAAAAGGACUUCAAAUGACCGAACAUAUUUUGCUAGUCUCAUAGCCAAUUUUAAGAGAACAUAACCAAGAGUCUUUUUCAGAGGAGAAGCACUUUUUGAUUAAAAAUUAACACCUUGUCCUUCUGAUUAAAUAUAAUUUGAUUCCAAUUUUGAAUCAGGCAAUCUUUUCUGCGCAUUCAAAAAAGCAUAAAAUGUUUAUGAUCUCAUAAUUCAAAAUGACAUCAACACCAGAGGCAACACAUAAUGGUUUUUUUUUAGCGUAACUGGAGCCAAAGCAGGUUAAACCAUUUAGUUUAACAUCCUCAAUCAUCUCAAAACUGGGAGUCUUUUCAAUGAAGGCCUACAACCAGCUGUCUAUUCCGUAAAAGAGAAUCAAUUAAUAGGCACUGAAUGGUGUAGAGAUGGAUUUAACAUAAGCUAUUUCAAAAGCGUAUUCAUGAAAGAGUAUCCUCUCUCUUUAAAGAAGAAAUAUUAUCAAUUAAGAUUUCAUUACACAUUUAAACAUGAAGGAGACAAGGUUUACUUUGCUCACUCCUACCCUUAUACUUAUACAAAUCUAUUGGAGUUUCUGAAUACCCAAUUGGAAGAUCAAGAACGAAACUAAUACUUAUCUCGAAAAGUAUUGUGUACAACUCUUGGUGGAAACACAUGUGAAGUCCUAACUAUCACUUCUAAUUCGUUGUAGAAGAGGGCUUUUAGAAAGGGAGUAGUGUUUUUAGCCAGAUAACAUCCUGGCGAGCCUCAAGCAUCCUAUGUUAUGCAAGGCAUUAUAGACUUUCUGACAUCGAAUAAUCCAUAAGCAGACUAUUUAAGAUAGAAUUGCAUUUUUAAAAUCUUCCCUAUGAUGAAUACUGAUGGGGUAGUCAAUGGAAAUUACAGGUGUGGUCUUGAAGGAGGUGAUCUUAAUAGAAGAUGGAAGAAGCCCAACAAAUAUUUACAUCCAAGUGUGUAUUAUGCGAAGAAAUAUGUAAAGGGAUUUAGCAAGGAAAGGCAAAUAUUGUUGGUAGUUGAUUUGCAUGGUCAUUCAAGAAAACAAUCAUCAUUUGUAUAUGGUUGCGCUUACUCAUCCUAAGUAAAGACUAUUGAAAGAGUAUUUGCACUUUUGAUGUCCAAGGUAAAUCCAUUCAUGGAUUAUUCCUCUUGCACUUUCAGGGUUGAGAGUGCAAAGGAUAAAACUGCCAGGAUUCAAAUUUGGAGAGAACUCAAAAUCAACUGGGUCUAUACUUAUGAAUGUAGUUUCUAUGGUCAACAGAAGAAGCAUUAUUAGAUAAAGGAUUACUUGAAUUGUGGAGUCAGUAUAUGCAAUGCCUUGUCUCAAAUAGUCAAGGACACUACGAAGGAAUUCACUAAUUAGUCUAAUUAACCGGAUAUUUAGCAAUAGAUGUUGGAAGAAUUGGGCAAGAUGCCUCAGACUGAUGACUAAGAUAUAGGAUCAGAUUCAAGUCAAUCUGAGGCAGAAUUAUCAGAUGAUGAGUUGGUUUAAUUGUUCCAACCCAAGACCUAUUCAAUCAAACAGAAAAAACCUUUUAAAAUAAUAGGAAACAAAUAAUAAAAAAAAACCAUAAUAACCGAAUAGUAAUUUAAAAUCAACAAUAGCUUCACAAAAAGCAUCGAUCUUGUAGGAGUCCCCCUCCAAAAAUUCAGAAUAAAAACCGCCUAUGAGUAGCCAAAAGCCGAAGAAUCCUUUAUAUCGAAUCCAAGCUCCAUUGAGAAGACACCCCUAAUGGUUGACAAAUCGGUUUAGACUGACGAUUGGAUGUAUCGUUAGUGGCUGAUUCAGAUGGGAAAGCUAAAGAAACAGCAAGAGUUCCAGAGUUUUACACCAACUCGAAAUAUUUACAAGUCAUCAUCUCAAUCAGUGACUAGAUUUGUUGUCAAGAAUUCCACGAUGAAGAAUGAUCGAGGCCGAGUCGACUCCAUUUCCCUUAUGGCAUCCGGUUUGCAAAAUAAACUAAGUAAAAUGUAGUUAACAAAUAAGUUUCUUCCAGUCAAUAGCGCUAAAUGA